Molecule: messenger RNA, 1365 nt
Organism: Symbiodinium pilosum
Lineage: Eukaryota; Dinophyceae; Suessiales; Symbiodiniaceae
Source: the annotation of a GenBank genome assembly
AUGACCGAAGCCCUGGCGGAAGCCAUGAGGCAGCAAACUAUGCAGCUUCCUAUCGAUUCAGGAAUUUCAAGCGGGAGUUCGACACGCACGCUGAAGCUUUCAGAUCAUUUGUCUGUUCUUGUUAAGCCUCCACCUGGCCUGGAAGAAGCUUCGCAGAUACCUCCAGCUUCGCUGCCCAUGUUGCCCACACUCUUGCCUGGCAAAGCUAGCAAGAAGACUCGGGACAGACAUGGAAAAGCAGAGGGCACAAACGUGCCAAACGUUACCGCACUGCUGCGUUCCAAGGAAGGAGCUUCGAUGCUUAGCUGCCAACUCGCAAACUUGAGCGGAAUCCAUUUGCAAAACUUGUGCACGGAAUUGGUGACGUCCCUGCUGCCAGAUUUGAAGGCGCUGGCUUGUGACCCAAAUGCGAUGCCUGUGAUCAGUCAGCUGUUAGCUUUGCCUGGAAUUGACGACCUCCGUCUGAAGAUCACUCGUCGACUUCGUGGAUCCCUGCUAAGGCUGACGAAGGACAAACACGGUUGCUGGAUAGUGCAGGAGGCGCUGCAAGCUGCCCCUUCUGAACUUUGCGUGUCGCUUGCCCAAGAGCUUCGCGGGAACGUCCUGGCAUGCUGCCGGCAUCGGCACGGGAACUUUGUGCUGCAGCGUUGCGUGGAGGUGCUCAGUCAUGAUGCUGUCGGCUUUAUAGUGGCGGAGCUCCAAGACCACGCAGUGGAUGCUGCUUUGCACAUUUACUCUUGUCGUGUGCUGCAGCGCCUUAUUGAGCACUGCCCCCAUACGGGCAGCAUGCUGGUUUUGCUGGAUGCACUUCUGGAUCAGGAGACCCUGCAUCAGUUGAUCCUUGAUCCAUAUGGAAACAAUGUCCUGCGUGCAGUUCUCGGCUCGGGUUCGCCACGUCAUAUCACGCUCAUCGGCAGAACACUGGCAGCCAAUGUGCUUGCCUACGCACAGAAUCGACAUGCCAGCCUUGUCAUUGAAGGUUUCCUGGAUGCCCUAAAGAGCAAGUACCAGACGGAACUGCUCCAGGAGAGGAACGCUUUAAUGUCAGCAAUUCUCAGUGGCGACGCAGCAACUUCGCCAUUUGCGCAGAUGGCUUUGGACCGCUUUGGCAACUACAUUGCGCAGCGAAUCAUGGAAGACUGUCAAGGCACGGAGCAGCAAAGAAUCCUCGACUUGCUCACGGCCCUGCGGCCCAAGCUUCGACAUGCAGUGAAUGGGCAGCACAUCUUGCAGGCUGCUCAAAGGAAAUUUGGCCCGCGACUAUCAGCAGUUUCCGAGCCAGCUUUGUUUCCAGGUGAGGUCAACAACGACCCAUCUGAAAUUCAAUUGCAUGGUUGUACAGUUACAUCAGUUAUUGCCUUGUGA